GAGAGAAAUUCCUUGUCUCUGGUUGACAACCAACGUCAAAACCUUCUAGCACAGAACAUACCCCCAGGGGGAUAUUUUGUGCUUUCUAGCCUUCUAGGUUAACUCUAGUGGGUGCUUGGCUUUAUGUUUUCCUUCCCAGAGUAUAUUCAAGUGUAAGAAAACCUUCUUAAACUAGCUGUGAAGUUGUGGGCCUACCAUGGCCACCUCUAAAACCACCAACACCUACAACAGGCAAAACUGGGAGGACGCUGACUUUCCCAUUUUGUGCCAAACCUGCCUGGGGGACAACCCGUACAUUCGCAUGACUAAGGAGAAGUACGGCAAGGAAUGCAAAAUCUGCUCCAGGCCCUUCACAGUGUUCAGGUGGUGUCCAGGCGCUAGAAUGCGGUUCAAGAAAACGGAGGUCUGCCAGACGUGCAGCAAGUUGAAAAACGUCUGCCAAACCUGUUUGUUGGAUCUAGAAUAUGGGCUGCCCAUCCAAGUGCGAGACGCCGCCCUUAAGCUGAAGGACGACCUGCCGAAAAGCGAUGUCAACAAGGAGUUUUACAUCCAGAACAUGGAGAGAGACCUGGCCAGAUCGGACGCCAGUUCCAUGAACGCCAAGCUGAAUGAGCCAAAUGAUUUGCUCAUCCGGCUUGCCAGAACUGCGCCCUACUACAAGAGAAAUCGCCCGCAUGUCUGCUCCUUUUGGGUGAAGGGAGAGUGCCGCAGGGGCGAAGAAUGUCCCUACAGACACGAAAAACCCACUGACCCAGAUGACCCAUUGGCUGACCAGAACAUCAAAGAUCGCUAUUACGGUGUGAACGACCCCGUAGCCGAUAAGCUGCUGAAAAGGGCUGCAGCGAUGCCCACUUUGGAGCCGCCCGAUGACAAAACCAUCACCACCCUAUACUUGGGUAACUUGGGCGUGCUGACAGAAGGGGAUAUCAGGGAUCAUUUCUACCAGUAUGGGGAAAUUCGGUCCGUCAGCUUGGUGCCCAAACAACAAUGCGCCUUUGUACAGUUCACCACUCGAUCUGCCGCUGAAACUGCCGCUGAGAAGACUUUUAACAAGCUGAUUCUAGGCGGAAGGAGGCUCACGAUUAAAUGGGGAAGGUCUCAAGGACGCACAGGAUCGUCCCAACAACACGUCGAAGAAAUUUACCCGGCCGUUCCAGGCCUACCAGGGGCAUUACCCGAGUUAAGCAACAACUUCUUCAACUUGGAACCCGGCCACAUUCCGCUGCCCGCCAUGCCGCCGCCGCCCUCCCUUAUGGUGCCGCCCAUGUUCGGCCCGCCUCCGCUGCCACCCUUUUUGUUCAACCACGGCCCGCCCCAACUGCCUCCAUUUGCGCCUUCGGUAGUCAGCAGCGCAGCUUCCACAGCAACUGCCGCCCUGGGCGACCUCAGCGUGCCGCCGCCGAAAACUACUGUACAUUACCCGAGCCAAGACCCGGCCCGAAUGGGCGCCACUCAGAUAACUGGACAGAAGCAAGAGUAAUCUUAAGUGUAUUUAGGUUGUAGGUAUAGAAAACCAGUUAAUUUGGUCGAUUUCCUGAAUAAAGUUUUUUUUGGGGA
Dendroctonus ponderosae (mountain pine beetle) is the source of this 1557-nucleotide messenger RNA. Its product is annotated as pre-mRNA-splicing factor RBM22. Gene Ontology annotation, molecular function: metal ion binding; U6 snRNA binding; pre-mRNA binding. Gene Ontology annotation, cellular component: Prp19 complex; U2-type catalytic step 2 spliceosome; U2-type catalytic step 1 spliceosome. The record is from RefSeq and is a predicted model, not a curated record. The transcript is spliced from 6 exons. Lineage: Eukaryota; Metazoa; Arthropoda; Insecta; Coleoptera; Curculionidae. The coding region runs from base 197 to 1480 and encodes 427 amino acids.